AGGGUAUAGAUGCCCUCUCAAAAGGUAUACAUGAAACCCUAAGGAAUAGAUUAUUCCAAUUCCCAAGCUCUCUCUAUACAUAAUAACACAAAACCAAACAAACUAAGUAUAUAUUUAUUACCAUUUCUAACUUCGUAGCAAUAAUAAUUCAUAACUCUCCUCUCUUCUCCUCUCAUCGAAACAGAGCAAUGUCCAACAACAUUGAUGGAAGAAGCAAUGUCAAGGACUACCAAGACCCACCUCCCGCUCCCCUCAUCGACUCCGACGAGUUCUCUCAAUGGUCAUUUUACAGAGCCAUUAUCGCUGAGUUCGUUGCCACGCUUCUCUUCUUGUACAUUCUUGUUCUCACUGUCAUUGGCAAUGCCAGACUCUCCGACACCAAUAUCUGCGGCGGCGUCGGCGCUUUAGGCAUUUCCUGGGCCGUCGGCGGCAUGAUCUUCGUCCUUGUUUAUUGCACUGCCGGAAUUUCUGGUGGCCAUAUUAAUCCGGCGGUGACGUUCGGUAUGCUGUUAGCUCGAAAAAUCUCCCUAGUCAGAGCUUUUUCUUACAUUUUGGCUCAAUGUUUGGGCGCAAUUUGUGGAUGUGGUUUAGCUAAAUCAUUACAACAGACUUAUUACGUUCAGUACAACGGCGCAGCCAAUAUGGUGUCAGAUGAGUACAGCAUCGGCACCGGCUUAGCCGCAGAGAUAAUCGGGACUUUUGUUCUUGUUUACACUGUCUUCUCCGCCACCGACCCCAAAAGAAACGCUAGAGAUUCUCACGUCCCAGUUUUGGCACCACUCCCAAUUGGGUUCGCUGUGAUUAUGGUUCAUUUAGCUACCAUUCCGAUCACCGGCACCGGCAUCAACCCAGCUAGAAGCUUAGGAGCUGCUGUGAUCUUUAACAAAGCCAAGGCCUGGGAUCAUCAUUGGAUCUUUUGGGUUGGGCCAUUCAUUGGAGCUGCCAUUGCUGCAAUUUAUCAUGUAGUGAUAAUAAGGGCAGGAACCAUUAAAGCUCUGGCUUCCUUCAGAAGUUCAUCUGCUCUAUAAAUCUUAUCCCAAUCUUGUUUGUUCCAAAAAAAAAAAAGAAAAAAAAAAGUGAACUUUUUAAGGCACUCUGUUUUCCCCUGCCAUUUUAUGUAAUUCUGAAUUUUGCUUUUUUGUGCUGAACUAAUGAAGUGUGUUAGAUGUUUA
Molecule: messenger RNA, 1172 nt
Organism: Cucumis melo (muskmelon)
Lineage: Eukaryota; Viridiplantae; Streptophyta; Magnoliopsida; Cucurbitales; Cucurbitaceae
Gene: PIP2-6
Product: aquaporin PIP2-6
Biological process (GO): transmembrane transport
Cellular component (GO): plasma membrane
Molecular function (GO): water channel activity
Source: RefSeq, marked validated